GCGGGAGGUCGGUGCAUUGCUCCGCCCGCCCAUAAAAUGAUACUACAGUGAAAGUUUUAGAUUAUUUACAUAGUAAAUAUAACUAUUAAAGUCUCAAAAAUGUCCAAAUGUAAAAAACACUAAAUAUAAAAUGAAACUGAGAAAAAUAACGUGUAUUGGGCAUGCAAGUGAUAAAAUACUAGUGGCGGGAAACCGUUUUGAUAUCGCCUGACGUGUUGUGUCCUAUGUGUACAUAGAGCGAGUAGAGCCGUCUGCCCUAGAGGGCGGCCGACAUGCUGGAUUCGUCGUGAAUCGAUAUUUUUGGAACGUUGUAGAGCUAAAAUAAUGAGGUUGAGAAUUUAAUACAGGACAGAGGAUGGAAAAUGAGAAAGGCGAACAAUGACAGCAUGUCCCCGCCGCGAGCGAUGACCCCGGCCGCCGGGGGUCGCGAGCCGCCGGCGGGGCCCAUGCGGCACCACGCGCUUCUAAACCCGCCCUCGACACUAUAUUUCAUAAAAAAAUCCACGCUUAUUAGGCUAUACCUAUUUUCACUAUGUGCAAUAUCAUAUUUACGAAACGUCUCUCUACCGCGGAUACGCGUGAACUUUAAUUUUCCAAAGCGUCCGCUAGUUAAGUUAAAAGCGGCUGUGAAUGUUAAAUUACGAACUAGUAUGUUAUAUUCCGAUUUUAGAUGGUUAGUGAAAGCGUUAGAGCAAUUAUUAUUCGUUGUUGCCAAGUGUGUUGUGUGCGUGGCACGUCGUAGGGCCCGUGGGUGGGUCGUACUGGUACUUUUAUUGCAAUACUGCUCGUUUUCGGAAGGAAAACGAGACGAUGACCUACACAUAGGUGGAAUCUUUCCUAUGGAAGGGGAAGGGGGCUGGCAAGGCGGACAAGCCUGCAAACCGGCAGCAGAAUUAGCGCUGGCAGAUGUCAACGCGAGAUCUGAUUUAUUAUCUGGAUUCAAACUGCUUCUACACAGCAAUGAUAGUAAGUGUGAGCCGGGUCUAGGAGCAAGUGUGAUGUACAAUUUGCUGUACAACCCACCACAAAAGCUUUUGCUGCUUGCUGGCUGUUCUACUGUGUGCACGACUGUAGCUGAAGCAGCUAAAAUGUGGAACCUUAUGGUGUUAUGUUACGGGGCGUCAUCGCCGGCGCUAUCGGAUCGGGCGCGAUUUCCGACGCUGUUCCGGACUCAUCCAUCCGCCACGGUACACAAUCCAACGAGAAUCAAACUAAUGCAGAAGUUUGGAUGGUCGCGCAUUGCUAUUUUACAACAGGCCGAGGAAGUAUUUAUAUCAACGGUAGAAGACCUAGAAGCGCAUUGCAAGAAAACUGGAAUAGAAAUAGUGACAAGACAGUCCUUUUUAUCGGACCCGAGCGACGCGGUGCGCAACCUUCGCCGGCAGGACGCCCGGGUCAUCGUGGGCCUGUUCUACGUGGUCGCGGCCAGGCGGGUGCUCUGCGAAGUUUACAAACACAAGCUCUAUGGCAAAUCUUACGUUUGGUUUUUUAUUGGUUGGUAUGAGGAUAAUUGGUUUGAAACUAAUUUGGAGCGGGAAGGUGUGGACUGCACGGCGGAACAGAUGCGAGAGGCUGCGGAAGGUCACCUUACCACGGAGGCUUUGAUGUGGAACCAAAACGCGAACCAGACCACUAUCUCGGGAAUGACUUCAGAAGACUUCAGAUCCCGACUAAAUGAAGCGCUCCGGGAAGCUGGGUAUGACAUCGAUCGAGAGAAAUUUCCAGAAGGAUACCAAGAGGCACCUUUAGCUUACGAUGCAGUAUGGGCGGUAGCUCUCGCGUUUAAUAAAACAAUGGAGAAACUCCAGAAAAGCGGGCUGAGCUUGAAAAAUUUUACAUACACUAACAAAAAGAUCGCAGACGAUAUAUACGAGGCUAUAAACUCGACUUCAUUUUUGGGAGUGUCGGGAUUGGUGGCGUUCUCGUCCCAGGGAGAUCGAAUUGCGCUGACACAAAUAGAGCAGUUGUACGACAACCAUUAUGUGAAACUUGGCUAUUAUGACACACAAGCAGAUAACCUUACAUGGUUGGAACGCGAGCGCUGGGUUGGAGGGAAAGUACCACCAGACCGCACGGUAGUUGUGAACGAGUUGCGAACAGUUUCGUUGCCUCUGUUCGCCUGCAUGACUGCUCUGUGCAUAGCUGGCAUCCUCGCAGCGAUCGCUCUUAUCGUAUUUAACAUCAUGCACAGACAUCGACGGGUGAUCCAGUGGUCGCAUCCAGCUUGCAACACUGUAAUGUUGUGCGGGUGUUGCGUUUGCUUCGGGUCGGCUAUAGCGCUGGGCGUGGACGGGCGCUGGGUUCAGCCGCAGCACUUUUCGGGGCUGUGUGCGGCGCGAGCGUGGCUAUUGGCCAUGGGAUUCUCUAUGGCGUACGGUGCUAUGUUCACCAAAGUGUGGAGGGUGCACAGACAUACAACGAAGCCGAAAGUAGAAUCGAAGAAACGCAUGCACGGUUGGAAGCUGUACACUAUGGUGGGCGGUCUCCUCAUAGUAGACGUGGCAAUAUUGACCGCGUGGCAAAUACGGGAUCCGUUGCAAAGACGAGUCGAGAUAUUCCCUCUGGAAGCGCCUCGACACCACGACGACGAUGUUCAUAUACGGCCAGAAUUGGAACACUGUGAAAGCGAACAUAAUGCUGUAUGGCUGGGCGUAAUGUACGGCUACAAAGGGCUCGUAUUAGUCUUCGGGCUAUUCCUUGCCUACGAGACGCGGUCCGUGAAGGUUCGCUCCAUCAACGACUCCCGCUACGUGGGCAUGAGCAUCUACAACGUGGUGGUGCUCUGCCUGAUCACAGCACCGGUCACUCUGGUGAUAGCCAGCCAGCAGGACGCGGCGUUCGCGUUCGUUUCCCUUGCGAUUGUCUUCUGCUGUUUCCUGAGUAUGGCCCUCAUUUUUAUACCAAAGGUGAUAGAAGUGAUCAGGCAUCCAACGGAGAGAGCAGAGAGCGGUCGCGGCUCUAGCUCCGGGACUGCUCCCGCUGACGAAGAGCGCUACAGAGAACUAGUUAAGGAGAAUGAAGAACUGCAGAAACUUAUUGCUCAGAAAGAAGAACGUAUUCGCGUACUGAAACAGAAGUUGGCAGAGCGCGAGGCGGCCGCGGCGGACGGCGUGACGCAAGAUGUUCAAGACGAACACAUCUGAUCGCCCGCAAGGCAACCUUCAAUUAUUAUGUGACUUUAAAUGUAAUAAGUAGCUAUUUGUAAAUUAUUGUUAAAACUAUUAAAAUUAUAGUAGAAAAUUGUUUUAUGAAAUCAAUUAUCUAAUAAUAAGAAAUAAAGUGUUCUUAUAUAAUUAGACGACUGGUUAUGCGUUAGAUGUACCUAUUUAUCGUAUGAUUUUAGUUUAAUAGAAUAUUUAUACCUGUUGUAAUUAAAUUUCAUUUUAUUUUUUUGAUAUGUGCACAAAAUGAUACUGUAAUUAAUUUUAGUCAUAAAUCGGCUGUUGCUCAUUUUUGUUUACAUGUCUUAGAUAUUAAUUGUUUAUUAUCAAUUCAUUUUUUACGUACGUUUAGAGUUGUCAUACAAAUCUUAAAAUGUGUUUAUGAUCAACCUUCUUCCUAAUACUAAAUUAAUAAAUAUAACGAAAUACUACUUGCCAUUUAAAAUAAGAUAUAAUCAGUUAAAAACAUUAUAUUUACUGUUAUCGCCUACCUUAGAUUUGAAAUACAUUCAAAGUUGAGAUAAGGAUGUUUUUUUUUUAUAUUACAUAUCACACGGUACGUGUUAACAAAUACAAAUUAUUAAUAAAUUGUUGAAACCUAUUACUUUCAGAAACAUUUAUGGCUCUGUUCCAGUGAUAUCGGAUGCCAAAGGAAUGACGAAACUAUAGUGUAAAUAAUAGAAUAAUAAGAAAUAAAUAUUCUUGAAUUCCUUUUUAUUAGGUAGAUUUAGUGUGAAGCGUGAACCCACAAAUCAAACUACUUAGAUGUUUAAAUUAACGAAACUGUUAAAAGCACUGCCAAUUAAUACAUUAUAGAAUUGAAUUUAAGGAACAACAUUAGAUGUAGAUUCCAGUAAAUUAUUAUUUUUUAAACCUUUUUCUUUUGUUAUAAUCGCAAAAGAAAAUUUAUUCUAAUUUCUAGAUAAUUUAGGCUCAAAUUAUGCUUUCAUAAAUGAAGCUCAUUCAUGCAUUUUUAUACUUACGUGAUUUUCAAAGCUUUACAAAGUAGUUAUUUAGCUUUUAAUACAUAAUUUUAAUUUCUUACAAUAGGUUCCAAUGUAAAAAAUCGGCUUUAUAUUAGGUACUAAAUAGUUUCUUUUACACUUAUCUAUUUGCAUAAGUAAUCCAACAUUCACGUUACGUAACCUAAUUGUUUUAUUAUCAUUAAAUUAACAUUAUAAAUUGUUAGAAAAAACCGUCAAGACGUCAUCUCAGUCUCCCCGUGACCACGCUCGCUGUAAAGUGUUCGAAACGUCGGGAAAAUAAUAUAAUGAAUAAAUCGCGUUUAAAAUCCGUUAAAACGUCUUUAAUUUCUAAACCUAUUUACAAUAUUAGCAUAUAAUUUUAGUUUAUGUAUGGUAGGUAUUCUGAAUGGUGAUUUACAUUUGUACUUGUUGAUUUGUUAGCCAUACAAGAUUCAGGAUGAAAAUAAACUAAAAGAUUGCUCAACGUAGAAGCAUUAUGUUCAAUAUAUUAAUUUUACAUUAAGCUCGCUUGUUACCUAGAACAACGUUAUGAAGAUAAUAUUAUUUCAAGUGAACCUAAAUCUUCGAAUAUUGGAAUAUGCUGUUAGAACAAAGUUGGCAGAAAACAUAAUAUAUCUGCAUAUUUUAAAUAUUAUCGAUACACCCAAUUACAAAGAUAAUUUGAGUAUAAACAAAUAUUUAGUACAGAAUAUUCCUAUAAAUAAACCAACCCACUGUAUAAUCAUAUUAUUAUCUCAAAUAGUAGUGUGAUUCCACUGAGCUUUUCUUGGAAAUCGGAAAAACCAAAUCUCUUUUGGCCGAUGUUCAAAUCCACAUUCGUUACCGAAAAAAGAAACAUUACAUUUCAAAUGCUGUAUUCCUCUAUGUGGCUUCUUUUUAAUGUAUUUACAGUUUAUCUAUACAUGUAUGUAUCUAUAAUGUAAUUACCUUACACUAUAAUUACGUUUAACAAAAUUUUACUUUUAAUGAAUAUGCAAUUGUUUAACGUUAAAAUAUCUACGAAUUGAACACAUGAUGAAAUCAUUACUAUUAUAGCACGAAAUGAAAUGGAGAAAUGGAGAAUAUGAAACUGCGUUUUAGACUGUGGUUUUAGUCUUAUACCUACUUAACAAAAAUAUUCGAAAAUAUGAAAUUAUUUAAUUAAUUAUUUAUGUAU
This is a messenger RNA of Colias croceus (clouded yellow), 5303 nucleotides long. It is a transcript of the gene GABA-B-R1, whose product is annotated as gamma-aminobutyric acid type B receptor subunit 1. The record is from RefSeq and is a predicted model, not a curated record. Bases 363 to 3143 code for a protein of 926 amino acids. Gene Ontology annotation, cellular component: membrane; G protein-coupled receptor heterodimeric complex. NCBI's taxonomy places the organism in Eukaryota, Metazoa, Arthropoda, Insecta, Lepidoptera, Pieridae. Gene Ontology annotation, molecular function: G protein-coupled GABA receptor activity. Gene Ontology annotation, biological process: G protein-coupled receptor signaling pathway; gamma-aminobutyric acid signaling pathway. The transcript has 16 exons.